Messenger RNA from Mycena indigotica, 768 nucleotides. Its product is annotated as Integrase catalytic domain-containing protein. Bases 1 to 768 code for a protein of 255 amino acids. The record is from RefSeq and is a predicted model, not a curated record. Gene Ontology annotation, molecular function: nucleic acid binding. Gene Ontology annotation, biological process: DNA integration. Lineage: Eukaryota; Fungi; Basidiomycota; Agaricomycetes; Agaricales; Mycenaceae. The transcript has 3 exons.
AUGGGUUUCAUCUUGGACUUGCCCGGGUUAAAGAAAGUCUUCGACCGUGUUGAUCCCAUCGGGACGUUCAUGCGCUGGUAUGGGGUCAUCAAGCGCCGCGUCUAUCGUGUUCGUGGCGCUAAUGCUCUUUGGCACCACGACGGAAAUGAGAAACUCAAGCCAUGGGGUUUCUAUAUCCAUGGGUGUAUCGACGGUUUCUCGAGGCUGUUCAUAUAUCUUGUUUGCUGCGACAACAAGAAAUCGGCGACUGUUGAGCAGAUUUUCCGACGUGCAGUUGCUAUUUAUGGAUGGCCAAGUCGAGCUCGGGGGGAUUUUGGGAAGGAGAACAAUGGGGUGGAACGAAUGAUGAUCGGGCAUUGGGGAGAGGCCCAUAUGGCAUACUUGAGAGGACUAUCCCUCCAGAAUAUUCGAAUCGAGCGGUCUUGGCGCGACAUUCGAAAGGAUGCUCUUCAGUACUUCCGUGAGAUAUUUCAGCAUCUUGAAGAGUCUCAACUCCUUCAUAUGGACAACGCAAUCGAACGAGUAUGCCUCUUUCUGGUGUAUCAGCCUCGCAUUCAAGCUGCGCUUGACCGUGCCCGUGACUCAUGGAAUCAUCACAAACUCCGCACCGAAAGGGAAAAGACCCCUACUGCCAUUUUCGAGCUUAGCCGUCAGAACGCCAUCCGCCUUGGAUAUUGGACUGGUGAUCCCGGCGAUGAUAUUGCAGAUGUUUCACCUGAUUAUGGGGUUGAUGGUGAGGGCCUUACUACCCCAACUGGCAACUGCUGA